UGUGGUGAAACGUGGUACUGCGUGCCUGGAGACAAGCUGGAGCAGGUGAAACCAGGUGGGAAACGUGAUGCCAAUUGAGUAAAAGCUUAGGCUUCAGAAACGACUAGGACUUUUUAAUGUGGAAAAUCCUCGUUUCAACUCUAAAUUGUGGGAAAUCGUCGUUGUUUCAGCACGGUGGUCGCAGAAAGGACAACGUUAGCUAGCUUAAUUAGUUAGUUAGCUACAGUAUCAAGCUAGCUAAUCACCGUACACCAGGUGGCCGGCGAAACUGUUUGGGUCACGAAAAAAAGGGGGUCAGCUGCCGCGGGCCCUGCAUUUGCACCGGUGUAUCACUUCACCUCCUAUAUGCCGGGGGCCACCCACAUUCGUCUCGAAGGCCUCUAACCGCAGCCAUAUGCAGCACUGACUCUCGCUGCCAUCACUAAUUGCAGCAUCACGCAAUGACUCAUUGGAUCCGUUGUCAGCGUAAAUAACGCAGCCCCGCAUCGUCCUGCAUCAGUCGUUUACAUGACAGACCAACGCUUUGUGUCUUGGCUCUGCUGCUUGUAGGAGACAAUACUCCAAGAUAGACAUCCUCGAGUGUAUAGAGGAGAUGCCAGGAGUCAACAUUACAGCAUCAGGACCGCAUUCGCUGCAUGAGGAAGGAGACCUUCACAGGCUGCAGUGGGACAGUCUCAGGGGAGAAGAGAGGUCCACCUGGCGCUCAGGGUCCAGCCGGCCCACCGGGCCCUUCAGGCACCCCUGGGUCAGACGGCAUUGAUGGGGACAAAGGGCCUCCUGGGCCCCCAGGUCCACCAGGACAAAAGGGGGAACCUGGACAGCCAGGUCCUGAUGGAGCACCAGGAGAGAAUGGUAUUGAUGGUUUAAUAGGCGCAAAGGGUGAUCGAGGUCCUGCUGGGAGCCCUGGCCCCAAGGGUCAACCUGGACCAAGUGGUGAGCCUGGCCCCCCAGGGGCCGGCCUUCCAGGACUCUCUGGAAUCCCAGGACCAAUUGGUCUCCCUGGUGAAAUUGGUCCGACUGGAUCAAAGGGUGUCAUGGGACCACCUGGACCUCCAGGACUUCCUGGUCCUCCAGGCAAGCCAGGUCCUCCAGGCAAGUUCCUUGGUGGAGAGGAGGGGAGUGCAGAUUUCCAGUGUCCUCUUAAUUGUCCAGCAGGACCUAAAGGCCCCCUGGGAUUGCAGGGAGUCAAGGGACACAAAGGCCGCGCUGGUGUGCUGGGAGAUCCUGGUAGCAUAGGAAAACCGGGUCCCAAGGGCGAAACAGGCAUUUCUGGAGAACAGGGCAUUCCAGGACCUUCGGGUCCAAUUGGUCUGAGGGGCUAUCCAGGAAUGAUGGGACCCAAAGGAGAAGCAGGACCACGUGGUUACAAGGGCAUUGGUGGACCUGUAGGAAUCCCUGGGCCUCCUGGCGAGGAGGGACCUCGGGGACCUCCUGGAGAUGCAGGAGACAAGGGUGACAAAGGCAACCAAGGUAUCCAGGGCCCACAAGGUGCAGUUGGCAAAAAGGGAGAGAAUGGACUGCCGGGUAUUGAUGGGAAAGAUGGCACACCUGGCAUUCCUGGAAUCAAGGGAGGCCCUGGCCAGGCUGGGAGGCCAGGUCUUCCUGGUCCUCAGGGAGCAGCGGGAUUACCUGGCAGUCCAGGAGCUAAAGGUGCAGCUGGAGUCAAGGGUGAACCUGGUCCUAGGGGUCAUGCUGGCUCAUCUGGUGCCCCCGGACCUCUGGGUGAGCCCGGUCUUCCUGGUGAGGCUGGUAUGGAAGGAGUCCCUGGACCCAAGGGAGACAGAGGCCAGCGAGGACCAGUUGGGCCGCAGGGGAUCAUUGGCAAGCCAGGAUCUAAAGGAGAGAGGGGGCCCAUUGGUCUUCCAGGUCCCCAGGGUCUAAGUGGAACCAAAGGAGACAAGGGCUUCCAAGGAAAAGUUGGGUCAAAGGGAGACAUUGGUGACCCUGGUGUUGAGGGAUUGGCUGGCGAGAAAGGCGAAAAGGGCUUGUCUGGCGAACCUGGGCCCAAAGGACAGCAAGGAGUGAGGGGUGAUACUGGCCACAAUGGACCCACUGGAGACCCUGGUAAACCAGGAGACCAGGGGCCAAUAGGGCUGCCUGGUCCGAGGGGGCUUAAUGGGGAGAGAGGAGUACCUGGUAUGCCUGGAAUUCAGGGGUCACGGGGACGUGAUGCUUCAGACCAGCAUAUUAUUGAAGUGGUGUUGAAGAUGUUGCAGGAGAGGCUAGCAGCAGUGGCAGUGAGUGCCAAGAGGGCUGUGCUCGGUGGUGCAGGAGUAAUGGGUCCUCCUGGGCCUCCCGGCCCUCCAGGAGCACCUGGUUCGCAGGGGCCCCAUGGCUUGCCUGGAGCUCGAGGCAUCCCAGGCAUUAUUGGAGCACAUGGACAGAUUGGAAACACGGGACUUAAAGGAAAGAGAGGGCCAAAAGGAGAAAGGGGAGAUCCUGGUAAGCCACACCCAGGACCUCCUGGACCCCCAGGAAUACAAGGUCCUCCAGGUAUUGAUGGGGUGGCUCGGGAUGGUAAGCCCGGAGAGAGAGGACCUCAGGGAUCACCUGGAGAGGCCGGUCUCCCAGGUAAAGCGGGUUCACCAGGUCUCCCAGGAUUCUGUGAGGCAGCAAUGUGUCUGGCUGCAUCUGCAUACACAUCCCCUAGACUACAGGAAGCAGGAACAAUCAAAGGACCCAAUUUUUAAAGACGAGUCUCCUAGCUCAGAGCAGCAGGAACAGAGUGAAUGAGAGCAGGAGAGAGACCACUCUUCAUGUUAGGACAACACCGUGAACGAGGUUUGGGGACUAUGGUAUUGACUGGAUGUAGGGAAUCUCCUCCUGAAACUGACAGCGUAAAGUUCAGUGGGACAUACUCUGAUGUUAAUUCCCCAUGUCACCAUGACAACAGCAGCUCACAACCACCCACACACUAUUCUGAUUUGUCCAGUGUUUAAGGAUGAUGCCAGUGUCAGGCCCAAAUAUCGAAUAUCCCAGCACUGUUACAGCAAGAAAAGAGAUGAAGCCCAAGCAGGGUCAAAAGUGAUUUUCCUUCACACCAAGGUCACUUUAUAUUGUUUUAUAGAAACAGUAAUUUGUUUGAGAUGUGUCUCUCUUGCACCAUUACACCUUCAGUCUAAUUUUACAUGUAGUACUGUACUGUAGAACAUUGUAUUUUCAUAUUUGAGCUUGAGUGAAAUCCCUGAGUUACCUCAUGUGUACAUUAUGCCCUUCUCUCUCUCCUCCCAAUCCCUGUUUUUUUUUCCCAUGUCUCAUUUUAGAAACUAACGACUAUCUUUAUCUCUUCCUCCUGUUGCCUGGCAACACUGUAUCCCGAUGGGCACUCCCAUCUCCCACAAUGCAGUGCUGUAAAUCUUUGUAAAUGUGUGUUGAUUAUUAUGUAGAGAAAAAAAGAGAAUGGGUUACGGUAUGCACCAACAAAACUCCUGUGUUGAAUUCAGCUGCAAUAAAACGUUCCAACAGAAGUAAUGAGUUUUCAUCAGAACGGAUUAGUUAAGUCAUAAUUUGCUUCCUAUGCCACUGUCAACUUUUCUACAGGGCACCACAGUGAUUUAUUUUCAUCAGCAAAAGUUAUUUAUUGUUCUUUAUAUAAUUAUAUGUAAAAA
Messenger RNA from Betta splendens (Siamese fighting fish), 3608 nucleotides. It is a transcript of the gene col9a2, whose product is annotated as procollagen, type IX, alpha 2. The record is from RefSeq and is a predicted model, not a curated record. NCBI's taxonomy places the organism in Eukaryota, Metazoa, Chordata, Actinopteri, Anabantiformes, Osphronemidae. Bases 636 to 2690 code for a protein of 684 amino acids. The transcript is spliced from 35 exons.